CGGCGGCGUCUUUUGGGCGGCGCACUGGGCGAGGGAGCCCCUUGGCGGGCCGAGAGGGAGGGAGAGGCGCCGGGAUGUGGAGGAGCAGCGCCCGCGCCGCCUGCGUUGUCUGUCAACACCUAGCAAAUGGGACCUAUGGAGUCAGAGGGAAGUCGCCGCUGCAGAAACUGCAUCUCGUUUCCCGGAGUAUUCAUCAUUCCCGCCACCCUCUUUCCAGAUUUCAAAGGCUGCCGUUACGGAUCUCAGCGCAGCCGUUCUCUGCUCUUAAUCACCUUCCCUUGCGCAGCAGCAAACUCCUCCUUGUAAAGCAUGGAUCCCAACCCCACAGGACCUUUUGGCUAGCCAGAGUGGCUUCCAGGCUUCUAAAGCUUCGCUAUCUCGUCUUAGGAUCUGCUGUGGGCGGUGGCUACACAGCCAAAAAGACAUAUGACCAAUGGAAGGAGAUGGUGCCUGAUCUCACCGAGUACAAGUGGAUUAUUCCUGACUUCAUAUGGGAACUUGAUGAAUACGUUGACUUCGAAAAACUUACAAAAGCUCUUCCUGAUUCAGAAGACCUCGCUAAGCUGCUGCCUGAUUUUGACAAGAUUGGAGAGAGCCUCAGAUCACUGUCGGGUUUCCUCACACCUGGUUACAAUUUGAUUAGUGAAGUCAUAGGAGCUUCUGAUCUACUUCUGUUAUUAGGUUCUCCCGGGGACACGGCUUUCCGAGCUACGGAACAGGGAAGUGAAGCUGAGAAACAAUACAAGAAGGGUCUUCUGGGCGAGCUCAUUCUCUUGCAGCAGCAAAUCCAGCAGCACGAAGCGGAGGAGGCGCGCAGAGCCACUGACCAAUUGGGCCCAGGCUCCUCCCAGCAGAAGCGAAAGGUUUCUGACAAAGAAAAGGUAGAUCAGCUGCAAGAAGAACUCCUGCGCACUCAGUUGAAAUAUCAACGGAUGCUUGAGCGUUUAGAGAAGGAGAACAAAGAGCUCAGGAAGAUUGUCUUGCAGAAAGAUGACAAAGGCAUCCACCAGAGGAAGCUGAAGAAAUCUUUGAUUGACAUGUAUUCUGAAGUCCUGGAUACUCUGUCGGAUUACGAUGCCAGCUAUAAUACCCAUGAUCAUUUACCUCGGGUUGUAGUGGUUGGAGAUCAGAGCGCUGGCAAAACCAGUGUGCUGGAGAUGAUUGCUCAAGCCCGGAUCUUCCCUCGAGGCUCUGGGGAAAUGAUGACUCGUUCGCCCGUUAAGGUCACCCUCAGCGAAGGUCCCCACCACGUGGCCAUGUUCAAGGACAGCUCUCGAGAGUUUGAUCUGACCAAGGAGGAGGAUCUGGCAGCCUUGAGGAAUGAGAUUGAGAUCAGGAUGAGGAAGAGCGUGAGUGACGGCUGCACCGUCAGCACUGAGACCAUCUCCCUCAGCGUUAAGGGUCCUGGCCUGCAAAGGAUGGUGCUGGUGGAUUUGCCGGGUGUCAUUAGCACGGUGACGUCAGGGAUGGCCCCGGACACAAAGGAGACGAUCUUCAGCAUCAGCAAAGCCUACAUGCAGAAUCCCAACGCCAUCAUCCUUUGCAUUCAAGAUGGGUCUGUGGACGCCGAGCGCAGCAUCGUCACCGACUUGGUCAGCCAAAUGGACCCUCAGGGCAAGAGGACAAUCUUUGUUCUGACAAAAGUGGACCUCGCUGAGAAAAACGUGGCCAGUCCAAGCAGGAUCCAGCAGAUAAUUGAAGGCAAGCUCUUCCCAAUGAAGGCUCUUGGGUAUUUUGCAGUCGUCACAGGAAAAGGAAAUAACUGCGAAAGUAUUGAAUCUAUUAAAGAGUACGAAGAGGAAUUUUUCCAAAACUCCAAACUACUCAAGAACUGCAUGCUGAAGGCCCACCAGGUGACCACGCGGAACCUCAGCCUUGCCGUGUCGGACUGUUUUUGGAAAAUGGUGCGAGAGUCUGUGGAGCAGCAGGCAGACGCUUUCAAAGCAACCCGCUUUAAUCUGGAGACUGAGUGGAAGAAUAACUACCCCCGCUUGCGAGAACUUGACCGGAAUGAACUGUUUGAAAAAGCAAAGAACGAGAUCCUCGAUGAAGUCAUAAGCUUGAGCCAGGUGACACCAAAGCACUGGGAAGAGAUCCUUCAGAAGACCUUGUGGGACAGGGUCUCGACUCACGUGAUAGAAAACAUCUACCUCCCGGCAGCACAAACCACAAACUCGGGCACCUUCAACACCACGGUGGACAUCAAGCUGAAGCAGUGGACAGACAAACAACUGCCCAACAAGGCCGUGGAGGUUGCCUGGGAGACCCUCCAGGAGGAGUUUGCUCGCUUCAUGACGGAAGAGAAGGGCAAAGAGCACGACGACAUCUUUGACAAACUGAAGCAAGCCGUGAAGGAUGAGAGCAUCAAGCGCCACAAGUGGAACGAGAGAGCAGAAGACAGCCUGAGAGUGAUCCAGCACAACGCCCUGGAGGACCGCUCCAUCUCCGACAAGCAGCAGUGGGACGCAGCGAUUCAGUUCAUGGAGGAGACCCUGCACAGUCGCCUGAAAGACACUGAAUCAGUCAUUGAAGACAUGGUGGGCCCAGACUGGAAGAAAAGGUGGCUCUACUGGGUGGGGCGCACCAAAGAACAGACCAUCCGCAAUGAAACGAAAAAUGAACUUGAGAAGAUGAUAAAAUGCAACGAAGAGCACCCGGCUUACCUUGCAAACGAUGAGGUCACAACCGUCCGGAAGAACCUGGAGGCCCGGGGGGUGGCCGUGGACCCCUGCCUGAUUAAAGACACCUGGCACCAGGUUUACAGGCGGCAUUUCUUGAAGAAGGCCCUGGGCCACUGCAACCUCUGCCGGAGAGGCUUUUAUUACUACCAGAGGCAUUUUGUGGACUCUGAGCUCGAGUGCAACGAUGUGGUCCUGUUCUGGCGGAUUCAGCGGAUGCUGGGCAUCACGGCCAACACCUUGAGGCAGCAGCUGACCAACACGGAAGUGAGGCGCCUGGAGAAGAACGUGAAAGAGGUGCUGGAGGAUUUUGCUGAGGACUGCGAGAAGAAGAUGAAGCUGCUCACGGGGAAGAGAGUCCAGCUGGCCGAGGACCUCAAAAAGGUUCGGGAGAUCCAGGAGAAGCUUGAAGUCUUCAUUGAAGCCCUCCAUCAAGAAGAGAAGUAGCUGGUCCGCACAGCAGAGCUUCUACAGGAAGACAAAGCCCCUCUUCUGGAACACACAAAGCACUAGAAAUGGCCACACGGCGCCUCCUGGUCCUGCUCUCCUCCCUCUUGAACUUUUUAGGGGUGCCCCAGAAUGUCUCCCAGGGAAAGGAGACAAUUGGCAGGAGGCAACGAGAGGUCCUGGCUGCCACCUGCCCUUUGGGUGAAGGUGGCAGUAAUAAGGACGAGGGAAGCAAGCCUGGCAACAGAAACCUACGCUUUCUUACCUGGAAAUGAUGCCUUGAGGGGGGUGUCCAGAUUCUGCAAGUGCUCCCUCUCUCUCUUUUUCCAGGGAGGGGCCAGAAGUAGGGGUUUUUUCUUUCUGGGGUGGCAAGACCCCUUCCGCCGCCUCUAGUGGUUUUAGCCGGUCGGGGGCUCCUUUGCGUGGCGAACCCGAGGGGCUUGAAAUAAAAUUUUAGCCUUUGUACAUA
Molecule: messenger RNA, 3594 nt
Organism: Podarcis raffonei (Aeolian wall lizard)
Lineage: Eukaryota; Metazoa; Chordata; Lepidosauria; Squamata; Lacertidae
Gene: OPA1
Product: OPA1 mitochondrial dynamin like GTPase
Exons: 31
Coding region: 75-3125 (1016 amino acids)
Biological process (GO): mitochondrial fusion
Cellular component (GO): microtubule; mitochondrial membrane; cytoplasm
Molecular function (GO): microtubule binding; GTPase activity; GTP binding
Source: RefSeq, a predicted model, not a curated record